This is a messenger RNA of Octopus sinensis (East Asian common octopus), 1188 nucleotides long. RefSeq lists its product as uncharacterized. The record is from RefSeq and is a predicted model, not a curated record. The transcript is spliced from 3 exons. Lineage: Eukaryota; Metazoa; Mollusca; Cephalopoda; Octopoda; Octopodidae. The coding region runs from base 645 to 1013 and encodes 122 amino acids.
CUCUCUACUUGUUAUGAUUGACCGCACUUCAUCCAACAACAUUAAACAUGAAUAAUCCGGUACAAAAUGAAAAACAAAAACAAAUCGAAAGCUAUCGAUAUAUUGCAAAGUUGAAAUAGUUUUUGUUCACCAGGCUUAUAAAUACAGUCAACUUGUUUCAAGAGGUAUUGUUGCGGAGACCGGUGAAUAAGAGCGGUCAUUGAUCGGAAAAGUAACGAAGCUGAGAGUGAAACUGAUAGUUUAUAAAUAAUCGUGAAAGCAAAGUAUUUUGGAAAGAAAGCAACGACAAUAUAAGACUCCAAGUUUGCGAACGUAUUUGAGAAAAGCGAAAUAACCUGCGGGCAAAUUCUAGAGUCAAGGGGAACGAAAGUUCAAGUUGUACAUCUAUCUUAAUAAGAGAGUAAAAAAUCUGAAGAUAUUGUUUUAAGGACAUAUCAUCUUGAAGCUUGAAUUGUGAAAUAUCUUAAGUUUAUUCUUAAAUUGUCGGAACGAAGAGAAUAGAAAGGAAUAAAAGAAAUCCUGUUUAUCGAAACUGGAAAAAAAGAAAUAUUAAAAGGAAAGAAGAUAUUGUUUCCAGUGAGACACGUCUGGUUGGUCGAUUUUGCAACUAAAAGGGAAGUUUACUUAACAACCCUGUAACAGUCAUGAACCUUAAAGGAAUGGAAACAUCAAUUCAAUAUCAUUUGAUUCUCCUAUUGCUGCCAUAUUUCACGCUUGUAUUUUCCGUAACACCUGUAAUUGGACAACCAACGUAUAGAGAAGGCCAAUUCACAAAACUCACAACAAAAUGCUUAACUGAUCAGAAUAAAGCAAGAGAAUACACGUCAUCUCUUAAAGAAUGUUCAUUUCGGUGUAUUUCCCGCGAUGAGUGCGAAUAUUUUACCUAUUGUAAUGCCGAUGUUAUAUGCACCGAUUGUUCCACGACAAAUACAUCGAAGAUUAUGAUUGCAACUGUUCAUCGUAUAUUUCGGCCAAGGGAAACGGUAAAGGCUGGCAGAAAGUAUUUGAGGUAAGCGAAAACUCAUUCACAAGAAAUCUUAUUUAUUUAUACUGGGACAAAUUGCCUAUUGAAAAGGUAAGGAAUUUUUGACAUUUCAAAUUUCUCUCCAUUUAAUAAACAAUCUCCAUUUUGGUCAAUCUGCCAUCUUUUGGGAAGAUUUUAUUUUUACCUUUUUCUGUCGAUAUUGC